CCGAGAGGUUAUGGUUUACCACGAUAAACAACAGAUUCUCAUUUGCCAGAACCAAAUAUGUGAUCUGUGAAUAGGUAUUCCAAAUCAAAGAUGUUGUCUUCCUCGCUGCUCGGGUUUGAACCGGGAUAAGUUCCACCACCACUAGGCCGGGAAUAGAUGGUAAUUGCAUGGUAGGAUUUGAGCUGGGAUGAGUUCCACCUCCACUAGUGCCAGGAAUUGAUGGCAAUUGCAAGGAAUCGACACAACAACCUCCCUCGGGAGCUCCCAUGGUGCUCUCAAAACUAUUCUUAGCACCACUACUAGAAGAUGUACAACCAUGGACUCCAAUAUGAUCAGCAAUUGAUAAUGGCAAACUUGCAGUGUUAACGACAGGACCUACUUGAGUGGCUCCAAUCAACUGCUUGGUCAAUAGCUCUCCCAGCUCAUCCGCAACAUUCUUGACUGGAUGAGUGUACAUUCUAACUGAGAUCCAACAAAAUGAGCUCUGACCAAACAUGCAGUAGCUCCUCCUGGACUAAGGAGGAAGACAAAGCAUUUGAGAACGCCCUGGCUAUCUACUCUGGAGAUAGCGAUCUACUGAUGAAGAUUGCAGCAGCAGUUCCUCAGAAAUCUCUUCAAGAAAUUACUCAGCAUUAUAAUGACCUUGUUGAAGAUGUCAACGACAUUGAAUCGGGAAAAGUCCCCCUACCCAAAUAUGGGAAAAUGCAAAGUUAUUCCAGCCAUAGAAGUAGAUCAUCGAGAGCAGUGGUAGAACGGCGAAAAGGGAUUCCUUGGACUGCAGAAGAACACAGGUUGUUUCUCCAAGGGUUGGAGAAAUAUGGUAAAGGUGAUUGGCGGGGUAUAUCGAGGAACUGUGUGAGAUCUAGAACAGCAACACAGGUGGCAAGCCAUGUCCAAAAGUUCUUCAAUCGAUUAAAUGACAAUGACAAGUCGAAGAGGAGAAGCAGCAUUCAUGAUAUCACUAGCGUGAAUGCUGCUGAUACUACUGAAUCUUCACAAGGUCCAAUCAUUGACUAUGUAACUGAAGCUUUUGACACAGGAAUGAUAUAUUUACCAGGGCUAGCUACCAACUGCGCUAUUGAAGCACCAUCUGCUGUGAACCCCGAGAAAUUCCCGCUUGGUGCUGCUGUUGGUAGUGAGUUGAAUAAUUCAUUUCCAGACAUGGAUGAGUUCCUGCAAAGUAUAGAUGACCUAAUCACUGAACCGGCAGAGAGCACCUCUGGAGCAGUUGCUGGUGGCACCGGAAUGUACACUCAUCCGGUUGUUAAAGUUGGGUCCUUAGAAGAGCUAAUGACCAAUCAGUUGGUUGGAUCCACUCAAGUAGAUCCUAUGGCUAACACUACAAGUUUGCCAUUAGCAAUUGUUGAUCAGAUGGGAGUCCAUGAUUGUAUAGCUUCUGGCAGUGGUGCUAAGAAUAGUUUUGAGAGCACCAUGGGAGCUCCCGAGGGAGGUUUUCGUGUCGAUUCCUUGCAAUUGCCAUCAAUUCCUGGCACUAAUGGCAGUGGAAUUCAUCCCUUUUCAAAUCCUACCAUUCAAUUGCCAUCUAUUCCCGGCACUAGUUGUGGUGGAACUAAUUAUCAUGGUUCAAAUCCGAGCAGCGAGGACGACGACAACUUUGAUUUGGAAGACCUAUUCUCAGAUCCCAUAUUUGGUUUUGGCAAAUAAGAAUCUGUUGUUUAUAGUGGUAAACCAUAACCUCGCUCGGGUUUCACUAGAACUGCUUUGUCAUGGAUGAGCCAAUGCAGCAGGCGCCUAUUACUUCACGAACUCUCAUGCCAUUACGUGUUCCUUGCCUGGUUGGUUCGUUUGCAGCAUCUUCUGGUGUAUUGUUCUGUUGUCGCAUCCUUCUAGAUAUUUGCAUAUCCAUUGCAUAUCCAGUGCUGGCUUCUAUUGUAUAUGAUGUAUGUAAUAGCAAACUUUGCCGGUAGGUUAAAUAUAUAGAAUUAUUUAGAA
Molecule: messenger RNA, 1953 nt
Organism: Lycium ferocissimum
Lineage: Eukaryota; Viridiplantae; Streptophyta; Magnoliopsida; Solanales; Solanaceae
Exons: 3
Coding region: 478-1665 (395 amino acids)
Molecular function (GO): DNA binding
Source: RefSeq, a predicted model, not a curated record